Molecule: messenger RNA, 586 nt
Organism: Argentina anserina (silverweed cinquefoil)
Lineage: Eukaryota; Viridiplantae; Streptophyta; Magnoliopsida; Rosales; Rosaceae
Exons: 4
Coding region: 1-261 (86 amino acids)
Source: RefSeq, a predicted model, not a curated record
AUGAAACGCAUUAAGGUUCUGAAAGAUGCGGCGUCUGGGCUCAAUAAGACGCUAUACGAGAGACUCGUCUGCCCACUUUCUAGGCAACCCUUGAGGUACUGUGAGGAAACAAAUUGUUUGAUCAGUGAUGCGGUUGGUGUUUCCUUCCCUAUAAAGGAUGGGAUUCCUUGCUUAGUACCAGCAGAUGGCAAGAUCCUUGAUACGGAUGCAAUAAAGCCUGAAGAGGGUGGGGAGUCAUCAGGGAAGAGGCAAGCAAAUUGAGGAGGUCGGAGGGGGUGAAUAGAUCAAUGGUGGAUGUUAAGGUAUGGUCACCAUUUGAGUUUGAAGUUCUCGGCUUCUUAGCAUUGUUUCUUUUCAGUACUGUAUGAACUGGCUUGUUCUUCCAUAUGUGAGGAAAUGCCAGAGGGAAGCAUGAUUGAGUCUUUCAAAUGAAUCUGUGUUUAUUAUUUUUCAGAGGAAUCCGGUAGGGUAUGAGAGGUUCCUUUAAAACUUUCCAUGUGGAAAAUAUUGUAUUGACUAUUGAAAUUUACCAUAUAGUUUGAUUUGAACUGAAUAAAUUCAAACAAUUGCGAAUUGCAGAUGUAAC